ACUGCAACCUACAGCUAACGCAAUCAUGGAGCUCAAUGAUGGAAAUCUCCAAACCCUUACCGAGUACUUGCAGAAAACACUAAGCGCUGAUCCAGCUGUGAGGAGGCCAGCCGAGAAGUUUCUGGAGUCGGUGGAGGGAAACCAGAACUAUCCCAUUUUACUGCUCGCAGUACUGGAAAAGUCCCAGAAUGAGGUCAUCCGUGUGUGUUCAGCCGUCACUUUCAAGAACUACAUCAAGAGGAACUGGCGCAUAGUUGAGGAUGAACCCAACAAAAUCUCUGAUCCUGAUCGGACUGCUAUUAAGGCCAACAUUGUAAAUUUGAUGUUGACCAGCCCGGAGCAAAUCCAAAAACAGCUGAGUGACGCUAUCAGCAUUAUCGGGCGGGAAGACUUCCCUUUGAAAUGGCCAGAUCUCUUGACUGAGAUGGUGAACCGUUUUCAGAGUGGAGACUUCCACAUCAUUAAUGGUGUUCUUCGCACGGCACAUUCCCUUUUUAAACGAUACCGGCAUGAGUUUAAGUCUAAUGAGCUGUGGUCAGAGAUCAAGCUGGUACUGGACACGUUUGCACAGCCUCUUACUGAACUUUUUAAGGCUACAAUUGAAUUGUGUCAAACACAUGCAACAGAUAUCAACGCCUUGAAAGUGCUCUUCUCUUCUCUAACACUUAUUUCAAAACUUUUCUACAGCCUUAACUUCCAGGAUCUCCCUGAGUUCUUUGAGGAUAACAUGGAGACUUGGAUGACAAAUUUUCACAACUUGUUGACCCUGGACAACAAGCUGUUGCAAACAGAUGAUGAGGAGGAGGCUGGUCUGCUGGAGCUGUUGAAGUCUCAAAUCUGUGAUAACGCAGCACUUUAUGCUCAAAAAUAUGAUGAAGAGUUCCAGCCCUACUUGCCUCGCUUUGUUACAGCUAUUUGGAAUCUGCUGGUCACAACUGGUCAAGAGGUCAAAUAUGAUUUGCUUGUGAGCAAUGCAAUCCAGUUUUUGGCAUCUGUGUGUGAGCGACCACACUAUAAGCAUCUCUUUGAGGACCAGAAUGUUCUCACCAGCAUCUGUGAGAAGGUCAUCGUACCCAACAUGGAGUUCAGAAGUGCAGAUGAAGAGGCUUUUGAAGAUAACUCAGAGGAGUACAUCAUCAGAGAUCUUGAAGGCUCAGACAUCGACACAAGACGCAGAGCAGCCUGUGAUUUGGUGCGAGGCCUUUGUAAGUUUUUCGAGGGCCCGGUGACGGGUAUCUUCUCUGGAUAUGUGAACUCAAUGUUGGCAGAGUACGCCAAAAACCCUGGUGUGAACUGGAAGCACAAAGAUGCCGCCAUCUACUUGGUUACAUCUCUAGCAUCCAAAGCUCAGACACAAAAGCAUGGAAUAACACAAGCAAAUGAGCUGGUGAACCUGUCAGAGUUCUUUUUAAACCAUAUUCUCAUAGAUCUGAAAUCCCCUAACGUGAACGAGUUUCCAGUUUUAAAAUCAGACGCCAUCAAGUAUGUUAUGACCUUCAGAAGUCAACUUCCUAAAGAGCAGCUGUUGCAGGCCGUUCCUCUACUCGUGUCCCACCUGCAGGCGGAGAGCAUUGUUCAGCACACCUAUGCUGCACAUGCACUUGAGAGACUCUUCACCAUGAGAGGAGGCAACAACACCACCCUCAUCACCCCGACUGAAAUGGCACCCUUCACAGAACAGUUACUCAACCAUUUGUUUAAAGCUUUAGCAAUUCCUGGAUCAUCUGAGAACGAGUACAUUAUGAAAGCCAUCAUGAGGAGUUUCUCCCUCUUGCAGGAAGCCAUCGUGCCCUACAUUCCCACUCUCAUUGGCCAACUCACACACAAGCUCCUCCUCGUCAGCAAGAAUCCCAGUAAACCACAUUUCAACCAUUACCUGUUUGAGUCGCUGUGCCUGUCCAUCAGGAUCACCUGCAAGGCCAAUCCAGACACCGUGAGCAGCUUUGAAGAAGCCCUGUUUCCUGUGUUUACAGAGAUCCUCCAGAAUGACGUGCAGGAGUUCGUGCCGUAUGUCUUCCAGGUGAUGUCUCUACUUCUGGAGAUCCACAGCAACUCAAUCCCCUCCUCCUACAUGGCUCUGUUUCCUCAUCUCCUGCAGCCUGUGCUGUGGGAGCGUACAGGAAACAUCCCUCCGCUUGUGCGUCUGCUGCAGGCCUACCUGGAGAAAGGAGCUGCCGCCAUCGCCAACACAGCCUCUGACAAGAUACCUGGUCUUCUUGGAGUGUUUCAGAAACUCAUCGCAUCCAAAGCUAAUGACCAUCAAGGCUUUUAUCUGCUCAACAGUAUAGUGGAGCACAUGCCUGCGGAAGCGAUCACGCAGUAUAGGAAACAGAUCUUUAUUCUGCUCUUCCAGAGGCUUCAGAGCUCCAAGACCACGAAAUUCGUUAAAAGUUUCCUCGUCUUCAUCAACCUUUAUUCUGUGAAAUAUGGCGCCAUUGCAUUGCAGGAGAUAUUUGAUGAUAUCCAGCCAAAGAUGUUUGGGAUGGUUGUGGAGAAGAUUGUGAUUCCUGAGGUGCAGAAGGUGUCAGGGCAGGUGGAGAAGAAGAUCUGUGCUGUGGGAAUCAUCAAGAUCCUCACCGAGUGUCCCGCCAUGAUGGACACCGAGUACACCAAACUCUGGGCUCCUUUGCUGCAGGCUCUGAUUGGUUUAUUUGAGUUGCCAGAAGAUGACAGCAUCCCAGAUGAUGAGCACUUCAUUGACAUCGAGGACACUCCAGGAUACCAGACCGCUUUCUCCCAGCUUGCUUUUGCAGGCAAGAAAGAGCACGACCCCAUCGGCGACGCCGUCAGCAAUCCCAAAAUCCUCCUGGCUCAGUCCUUACACAAACUCUCCACCGCCUGUCCCGGAAGAGUUCCCUCCAUGUUGAGCACCAGUCUGCCCACUGAAGCUCUUCAGUUCCUGCAGGGUUACCUUCAGGCGGCCACUGUACAGCUGGUGUAGCCACACACUCCUUUACAGACAAAAAAAAAAUGGGGACCUCCGACACUCAAGACUCCCAAAUUGAUCUGACCCAAGAAGAGGCGAGCUGUGGACUCAACAAGAGCAGAGAUGUGCUGCCCAGUGACGCGCGGCCACACAGAACGGCUUUUAGGGGUCGUUUUAAUGCGUUAUGGGAGUGAUGGUCUCUGAUCGUCUCACUGGGUGUCUAAUGUUUGCUUUUUCCUUUGUGUUAGCUGGAGUCCAUUCAACGUGUUCUCUUAAGUUCGGCGUCUCGUCCAAUCACACAUUUGGCAGUAUUUUGAAAUGUCGCCUUUUACAAACGUUAAACAGCACCGGGGUGUUGGCAAACAUCGUGUGGCAUCUUUAAAAGCAUUGGAGAAAUGUUUUUCUGUUCCUUUCCUGUCGUUUUGGAGAAGUUUUUACUGUAUAAACGAGUUGUUCUGCAGAGGAACUGAACUCGUCUGUCUCUCGUUGCAUGUCAUUCAUCAUGUUUUGUCUUCAUUACGUCUUAGUUUUGCUGCUCUAGUUGUUAAUAAAUAAAUGAAGCACUUGUUUAA
Molecule: messenger RNA, 3498 nt
Organism: Danio rerio (zebrafish)
Lineage: Eukaryota; Metazoa; Chordata; Actinopteri; Cypriniformes; Danionidae
Gene: cse1l
Product: CSE1 chromosome segregation 1-like (yeast)
Biological process (GO): intracellular protein transport
Cellular component (GO): basal plasma membrane; apical plasma membrane; cytoplasm
Molecular function (GO): small GTPase binding
Source: RefSeq, marked provisional